Molecule: messenger RNA, 2241 nt
Organism: Penicillium argentinense
Lineage: Eukaryota; Fungi; Ascomycota; Eurotiomycetes; Eurotiales; Aspergillaceae
Product: cytochrome P450
Exons: 6
Coding region: 1-2241 (746 amino acids)
Biological process (GO): carbohydrate metabolic process
Molecular function (GO): iron ion binding; heme binding; hydrolase activity, acting on carbon-nitrogen (but not peptide) bonds
Source: RefSeq, a predicted model, not a curated record
AUGCUGCUAUCCUUUUUCCUUAUUUGGUUUGUCGUGAGCUUCCUGCUUUACCAGGUUGGCCUUGUGGUAUACCGUCUGCUUUUCCACCCCUUGGCGAGAUUCCCCGGUCCCAAGCUAGCUGCAACAACCUCUUGGUGGGAAUGUAUCCAAGACCUAUUUUCUGGGCAAGGGGGAGAAUAUAUGAAUCAAGUGGAGGUCAUGCAUGACCGAUAUGGCCCAGUGGUUCGAGUGACACCAGACGAAAUUCAUGUUCGGGAUCCUGAAUGGGCAAAAGUUCUAUAUGCUGGCCUAGGACACAUCCGCGACAAAGAUCCAUCCCUCGCACAUGCUGCCGGAACAGCGGAUGGAACAUUUGAAACAGUCGCACAUGAAAUACAUCGUCGCCGCCGCGGACCUGUCAGCGCAUACUUCUCCAAGUCUUCAGUUGCUAAAUACCUAUUCGAAAAGAUAUGGGAGAAGUCCGAGCACAUGUGCGAGGUUUCGAUGGAGCAUCAUCAUCGAGGUAGUAUCGUGAGUGGCCGUGCCACCUUUCUUGGCUGGUCCAACGAUAGUCUCCAAAUGUGUUCUUUUGGUGAAAGCCUUGAUCUUUUGGAUGAUACUGCGGGAGCCAUGGCCUUCGACGAGGUUUUCAAGGCAUUUGCGGCAGUCUAUCCGGUAUUAAAGCAAUGCGAGUGGUUGAUUCCUCUGGCUUUAGAGCUUCCUGUUACUCCGUUCAGGUAUCUCUACAAGCCUCUUGCCACUCUCCUCACUAUCCAUGUUAAUAUGAUCAGCCUGGCUGAUAGGCAUCGAAAAGAAUUCCUGGCUAAGAAUUAUUCUGAAAAACACGCCAUGUCUGAAAAGGAAGCAAGAGGAUCUCGACAGCACACUCUUUUUCAUACCCUGACAGCUAGCGGGCUACCAGACGAUGAAAAGCGACCCAAGAGGAUGGCCCACGAGGGGUUUGAGAUUCCGUUGGCUGGAAGUGAUACCACUGCGCGGACAAUGGGAAUUGCAGUAUAUCAUGUUAUGGCAAACCCUAAUAUUGCACGAAGGUUACAUGACGAGCUCAAAACAGUCAUGCCAUGUCCGCAAGAUAAAGUGGAACUCAAAGUCCUUGAACAAUUGCCAUGGCUGAGUCCCCCGUCGCGGGUCCUGGACGUAGGAUGUGGAACCGGUAUCUGGGCUCGUCAAUUUUCUGCAAAGCAUCCCUCCUCGGAUGUGCUGGGAAUCGAUCUCCAUCCGCCCCGCGAAGAUGAUCCCAGUCUCCAUGGGGCGGCAAGAAGCUGCUCGUUCGCCAAGGUUGACCUUGAACAAGACUGGAAGUUUCUAUCUCAAUUCGACUUUAUUUAUAUGCGAAUGCUUAUGCCGGCUGUGAGAGACUGGCCGCUUCUCUUUCAACGAGCCUUUGCUAACCUUGUUCCUGGUGGUAUGGUGGAGGUGUUUGAAGGCCUGAUGCAAAUGAAGGCCGAGGAUGGUAGCACCGCCGCGACCUCGGCAGCAAUCCGCUGGUUCGAUCUCUCACAAGAGUACCUUGGAAAACACGGCAUUGCGUGGGAUCUUGCGCAUCGCAUUCCGCAGCAGCUCAUCGACGCUGGGUUUGAGGUUGUCGAGGAUUUGGCGAUCAAGAUGCGUCUGUAUCCAGACGAGGGCGAUCCAGAGGCCGAUCGUGUUUGGGUCGCUGCGCAAUACCGGAAGGAUAUGGCUGACAUGGUUCAUGGCAUGACUGGACGCAUGCGCGAGGGUCUCCCCGAUCGACUGUCUCCAGAACAAUGGGAUGCACUCGAGCAGAACGCCCGGCGGGAACUCCUAGAGGAGGCGGAGAUGCGUGGCUUCCAUACAUCUUUAGCCAACGACGCAACUGCGACGUUUUUAGUGAUAGGGUCGCAAGUCACCGGACACGAAUCGGUUCUAAUCGAGCUGAUUCAUGCUCGCAAUUAUUUGGCGAACCAUGCAAUGCACGAUGAGCCGUCGUGCGACUUGAGUGACGCCAUACUUCAAGAUCAGAUCCAAACAGUGGAAAGCAUGAUUCGAAAUGCGUAUCGUGCCGCAGACGAGGACGGCCCCAGUAACUGGUUUUUCCGUCCAGGCUCUGGGUUCUUCAGCUCCCGCAUGCAAAGUCUGGUGUCUAAGAUGGGGUACCGACUCGAGCUGGGGAAUGUCUAUCCUCAUGAUCCUCAAGUUCCUUAUGCGCAGCUGAAUGCAAACCGUAUUCUAAGUCUUGUCAAGCCAGGUGGGAUCAUUCUAUGCAAUGAUCGCAGAUAG